AUGAGCUUGUCCUGGCUCUUCCUCCUCUUCUGCAGCCACCUGAUCCUCAGCGCUUGGGCUCACGGGGAGAAGCGUCUCAUUCCCGAAGGGCAACCCGAGGCUCCAAGGAACCCCGGAGACUCCAGCGGCGGCCGGGGCAGAAGUAGCACGACGUCUUCCUCAUCUUCUGCCUCCUCACCAGUCGCGGCUUCCCCGGGCAGCCAAGUAAGCGGCUCGGAGCACAGCAGCUUCCAGUGGAGCCCUUCGGGGCGCCGGACCGGCAGCCUGUACUGCAGAGUGGGCAUCGGCUUCCAUCUGCAGAUCUACCCGGAUGGCAAAGUCAAUGGCUCCCACGAAGCCAGUAUGUUAAGUAUUUUGGAAAUAUUUGCUGUGUCUCAGGGGAUUGUAGGAAUACGAGGAGUUUUCAGCAACAAAUUUUUAGCGAUGUCAAAAAAAGGAAAACUCCAUGCAAGUGCUAAAUUUACAGAUGACUGUAAGUUCAGGGAGAGGUUUCAAGAAAACAGCUAUAAUACCUACGCGUCAGCAAUCCACAGAACUGAAAAGACUGGGCGGGAGUGGUACGUGGCCCUGAACAAGAGAGGGAAAGCCAAAAGGGGCUGCAGCCCGCGGGUCAAACCCCAGCACGUCUCCACCCACUUCCUACCCAGAUUCAAGCAGUCAGAGCAACCUGAACUUUCCUUCACGGUCACUGUACCAGAAAAGAAAAAGCCACCUCGUCCUGUGAAACCAAAGGUCCCCCUGUCGCCACCUCGCAGAAGUCCCAGCCCAGUGAAGUACAGAUUGAAGUUUCGCUUUGGAUGA
Messenger RNA from Arvicola amphibius (Eurasian water vole), 801 nucleotides. RefSeq names its product fibroblast growth factor 5 (gene Fgf5). Gene Ontology annotation, biological process: cell differentiation; animal organ morphogenesis; regulation of cell migration. The record is from RefSeq and is a predicted model, not a curated record. Lineage: Eukaryota; Metazoa; Chordata; Mammalia; Rodentia; Cricetidae. The transcript is spliced from 3 exons. Gene Ontology annotation, molecular function: growth factor activity; fibroblast growth factor receptor binding. Gene Ontology annotation, cellular component: cytoplasm. Bases 1 to 801 code for a protein of 266 amino acids.